CUUCCACCACCACCACUAUCUAUCUUCACUCUAUCUCCUAAAAUCAAGUCGGGUAGAGAGACCUUAACAAAACCUAUAUUCUUUCUUUUGAGCUCAGUAAAAGGAAAAGCUUCAUAAAUCGAGUUUGACAGAAAAGCCAAGAGAGAACCAAAUGGCUUCAACUUCUGCAAUUUCAAUGGCUAUGCCAAUUACUAACGCUGCCCAGAAGAGAGCGAGGUUGGCCGAAGCCUUUGCCAAGCCAUUGCCUUUGAGGCCUUCCAACAAGCCGAAUGCUUCGUCAAACUCCAGCGCCAAGUUCCAAGUGCGGGCUUCUUUGAAGGAGAAGGCAGUUGCAGGACUCGCUGCAACUGCACUGACGGCUUCCAUGGUGCUUCCCGAGGUGGCUGAAGCUGCUGGCCCUGGAGUUAGUCCUUCUCUCAAGAAUUUCUUGCUCAGCAUUGCCGCCGGUGGAGUAGUCGUCACUGCUAUCUUGGGUGCAGUUAUCGGCGUCGCCAAUUUCGAUCCCGUCAAGCGAACCUGAGCUGCGGGGAUCACAUUCCACCAAUUAUGUUAUCAUUUUCUUCCGUUGUCUUGUAGUGGUUGUUUCUGUGUUUUGUGUGUAAUAAUCAAUAUGCGGCUCCUGCUGUAAAUUCACCAGAAACUAUGAUAUAUUCAAUAUAAAGUUUCUAUUUGUCUCAAAA
Messenger RNA from Benincasa hispida (wax gourd), 680 nucleotides. RefSeq lists its product as uncharacterized. Gene Ontology annotation, cellular component: membrane; photosystem II. The record is from RefSeq and is a predicted model, not a curated record. Gene Ontology annotation, biological process: photosynthesis. NCBI's taxonomy places the organism in Eukaryota, Viridiplantae, Streptophyta, Magnoliopsida, Cucurbitales, Cucurbitaceae.